Messenger RNA from Gaeumannomyces tritici R3-111a-1, 1071 nucleotides. RefSeq lists its product as hypothetical. The record is from RefSeq and is a predicted model, not a curated record. Gene Ontology annotation, molecular function: transmembrane transporter activity. Gene Ontology annotation, biological process: transmembrane transport. Lineage: Eukaryota; Fungi; Ascomycota; Sordariomycetes; Magnaporthales; Magnaporthaceae. The transcript has 4 exons. Bases 1 to 1071 code for a protein of 356 amino acids.
AUGGCUGAGCCAGCCGUCACCAAGUCCCAACCUACGUAUGAUGUCCGAGAAAAGGAAAAAUACACGGCAGGCCACCACCCGCCCGCGACCGUCCUUGUAUCAAUAGCCGACUUGCCACCGACCGAGGCUAGCGACGGGGAGCUUUUCGAGCCCUCCAGCUCCCAGAAGAAGAAGCCACUGUCGUUUUACAUGACAUUCUUGGCACUCACCAUCUGCGUGCUGCUCGUCUCGCUCGACUCCACCGCGCUGUCGGUGGCGGUGCCGGCGAGCCUCUGCUUCCUGCUCGCUUUCGUGGCCGUGAUGCCCAUCACAACCUCGCUGUCAAACGUUUUGGGCCGCAAAAUCCCACUCUACGUCUCCUUCUUCGUCUUCAUGGCCGGGUCCGUCGCCUUCGCCCUGGCCGGUGACAUGCCCACCCUGAUCGUCGGCCGCACCCUCCAGGGCCUGGGCGGCGGCGGGCUCGACGUGCUGAGCGAGGCCGUCCUGGCCGACAUCACCAGCCUCAAGGAGCGCGCGCUGUACUUUGGCCUCUUCUCCAUCCCCAUGGCCGGCGGCGCCAUCUGCGGCCCCAUCGUCGGCGGCGCCCUGGCCGACACCCUCUUCUCGCUGCCGCUGUCCUGGGCCGGCGCUCUCUACCCUUGGUCGUCGUACCAGACGCUGGUACCCCUAAUACUAGGACUGCUGACCCUAGUCGCCUUCGGCUUCUACGAGGCCCGCCCGACGCACGCGCUCUUCCCGUACCGCAUCUUCAAGAACCGCACCGCAGUUGCGACACUGGCGGGCGCCUUUUUGCACGGCGCCGUCGUCAACGGUGGCUUGCUUUGCCUCAUCCUCUCCUUCCAGGUCAUUUUCGCCGACGUUCGCGAAACAGUUGUCUUCAUCCCCCACCUCCGUCUUCUUCAUAGCUCCCUCCCGACUUAUACUGAAGUGAUCGAGGCUUACAGGGUCUCUUUUAUGGCCGUCUUCCUCACGCUUACCGGGAUAGGGGCUAUAGGCUUCCUUGCAUUCUUAUUCAUCGAAGAAUUAAGUUUGGAAAAUGAGGAUAUUGGCAGGCAGGGACUUCAAACAUAG